GCAGUUUUAACCAAUAGUUCUGUCACUUUACUUCCUCCAGCGAUUUUGGAACGUUUACUGUUGAAAAGUGAUAUCCCAAGUAUAAAUACAGUAAAGUAUACACAGUAAAGGUUACAAAAAAGGAAAACAUUGGAUUAGUAACACGAGCCGACUGUUCAUCCCACUUUGGUAAUACGUGGCAAUGCCUGACGUCAUUAGAACGCGGCCAUCUUUCCACAGUUAGUGCGUUUGCUACUUCUCUUUUGGCUCAAUACAUUGGAAAGUGAUUGAUUUUCCACCCACUCGUUUCUCUGGAAUAUCAAGAUUUCAGGUAGGAAUACCAAAGGCCGGGAAGAUGAUGGAAGAAAGUGGAAUAGAGACCACCCCACCCGCCUCCCCUUUGCCUCCCCCUAGCAUGGCAGCCGCAGUCAACCCCCCUCCCCUGACUAUGGGCCUGUCCAGUCCCCUGUCCCUCCCCAGAACCACCGGCAUAUCCACCUUCGCCCCCGAGGGCUUCUCAACCCCCGCCCCUCUCGCUGUCUCCACCUCCAUCCCCCCUAUCCACUCCUCCGCGUCCCCUCCCUUCGGCAGCCCCAUACCCACCCUGUCCUACCCCCCUCCGCCCAUCGGGGGAGCACCUUACACCCCCAGCCCCAUGGCCUUCUCCUCCCCCUAUCCCUCCCCGCCCCCGAUGGGCGCUGGGGCCCUGCCUCCGACUGGUCCGGUGAUGACGGCGCCACCGAUGGGCCCGCCCACCACAGGCUUUACCAUGAGUGCGGGCUAUGACAUCACGCGGGGGCACGCCGGACGCACACCGCAGACGCCGCUCAUGCCCAGUUUCUCCAGCGCCGCCCCGAUGACAGGGGUAGUAUCCAACCCAAUGGUGCAACAGCCAAUGAUGUCAGGGGGUCUAGAUGCCGGCUCCCCCAUCACCUUCCCUGAGGUCGAAAACGAGGACCCCCGCCUUGCCGUAGAUGCCAACGCGGGGGGCGGCAUUUGGGGUUUCUUCAAGGGCGUGGCAGGUAACCACAUGGUAAAGACGGUCCUGGAUAAGACCAAGCACUCAGUGGAAUCCAUGAUCACCACUCUGGACCCGGGCAUGGCUCCAUACAUCAAGUCGGGCGGGGACUUGGACAUCGUGGUGACAUCAGACAAAGAGGUGAAGGUGGGGGCAGUGAGAGAUGCCUUCCAAGAGGUGUUUGGCAUGGCCAUGGUGACCGGGGAGGCCGGCCAGUCCAACAUCGCCCCGCAGCCCGUUGGCUACGCAGCCGGAGUCAAGGGGGCCCAGGAGCGCAUCGACAGCCUGCGGCGGGCGGGCGUCAUCCACGAGAAGCAGCCCGUGGUCUCUGUGGAGAACUUCAUCGCCGAGCUUUUCCCCGACAAAUGGUUUGACAUUGGCUGUCUAAUCCUGGAGGAUCCUGGAGCUGGCAUUCACAUAGAGACCUUCACUCAGGCUACGCCACUGGCCUUGGAGCACGUCCAGCAGGCCCAGUCCCUGACCCCGCCGGACUACAACCUUCGCUGGUCGGGCCUACUGGUGACGGUGGGCGAGGUGCUGGAGCGCAAUGUACCCAAUGUGUUGCGCACGGACUGGCACCAGGCCUUCACGGGCAUGUCGCGCCGCCAGAUGAUCCAGAGCGCCGCCAAGGCCCUGGCGGGCAUGUACAAGCAGCAGCUUCCACCCAGGACAAUGUGAGGUGGCACCAUGUCUUUAAACUGACAACUAGGGGGAGGGAGAACCAGAGGAGGGAAGAGGGGGUUGGGCAGAAGCGGCAGCCGUUUCACCAAAUGGGAUUCCUACUCUGCUUCUAGCUGUCCGUCCUGAUUGGGCAAAAAGCCAAAUGCAAUUUUUUUCGUUAUGUUUUAUUAUUUGUUUGUAGCAAUGUUUCAAAUCAAAUCAAAUGUAUUUAUAUAGCCCUUCGUACAUCAGCUGAUAUCUCAAAGUGCUGUACAGAAACCCAGCCUAAAACCCCAAACAGCAAGCAAUGCAGGUGUAGAAGCACGGUGGCUAGGAAAAACUCCCUAGAAAAGGCCAAUGGGUUGAAACAUUCUGAUGUGCCAACAGGAUGUAGAGAAUGACGGAAGUGGAUUGUUCCUUCAAAAACAGGAAAUCAUCAUUUAUUUCUAAAUCAACUUUUUCCCCCAGCUAAGGCCUAGAAAGAAAUGCCGUUUUAGAGAUAGCGUAGCAAACUAGCUCAUUAAAGUAAUGAUUGAUUAUUCGAAUUGUCGAUUGUCCCUCUUUUAUUGAGAAAGUAUUAUUUGUGAUCCUUGAUGGUAAAUAUCUGAGAUCUAAUUAACUUAAUUUGUUGUUCAACAAUUUGUAUUCAAGUCAUGUAAAUAUGUAGAAUGCAGUGUUGUAUUACUUUUGGAUGAACACGCAGGCCUUUUGUAAAUGGGGAACGAUAGUGCUUUGUCUGUUUUUGGAGCAGGGAACUCAUUUUGCCAGGUCCGGAGUUCGUCACUGAAAAUUGGUUAUAUUUCCAUUAUAGGUCCAUUAUAAUUUCUACACAUUUUUGAUUUUGGUAUUGUAUAUUGAUUUUGUCAGUACAGCUUCUUUUUGCCAAUAUUUGGGCAAUUAACAGAAUUGGGCUGCCUGUAUAAACAUAGCCAUUUACUCAAACCACCUGUGGGCCAGAUUGGACCCCUGUAUGUUUGACGCCCUGUUUUUAGAGAGUAUAGCCAGUGCUAGUUGGUGUAGUAUGUCAACCACCAACCUUCCAUUUCUUUCUCCCUACCACUUGGGGGGGGUGUAUUUUUUCUGUAUGAAUUACCUGCAGGCUAAAUGCUAUCUUGAGAUCAUUGCAUGUCAUUGCAUUUAGCGUAUAUUUAUGCACAUCUCUCAUUGACGUCAACUUGGGAUUUACGUAAAAGUCAAUUUGACACUUAGCCUAUGUAACUCAAUGGAGGCUUUGGACUGAAUGAGCUGUAAUGUGUGAUAUCAGGGCCUUAAAAUCCAUUAGUUGUAAUGUUUUGUUGUUGUGUGUGUUAAUGUAACAAUUGUUGUCUGUACAUUAACGCUACAUAGGUUAUUACACAUACACAUACUUUACAUGUUAGUGAAGGCCAAUGAUUACAGGUACACAUAAUUUACAUGUUAGUGAAAGCCAAUGAUUACAGGUACACAUAAUUUACAUGUUAGUGAAGGCCAAUGAUUACAGGUACACAAUUUACAUGUUAGUGAAGGCCAAUGAUUACAGGUACACAAUUUACAUGUUAGUGAAGGCCAAUGAUUACAGGUACACAUAAUUUACAUGUUGGUGAAGGCCAAUGAUUACAGGUACACAUAAUUUACAUGUUGGUGAAGGCUAAUGAUUACAGGUACACAUAAUUUACAUGUUAGUGAAGGCCAAUGAUUACAGGUACACAUAAUUUACAUGUUGGUGAAGGUCAAUGAUUACAGGUACACAUAAUUUACAUGUUAGUGAAGGCCAAUGAUUACAGGUACACAUAAUUUACAUGUUGGUGAAGGCCAAUGAUUACAGGUACACAUAAUUUACAUGUUAGUGAAGGCCAAUGAUUACAGGUACACAUACUUUACAUGUUGGUGAAGGCCAAUGAUUACAGGUACACAUAAUUUACAUGUUAGUGAAGGCCAAUGAUUACAGGUACACAUAAUUUACAUGUUAGUGAAGGCCAAUGAUUACAGGUACACAUAAUUUACAUGUUAGUGAAGGCCAAUGAUUACAGGUACACAUACUUUACAUGUUAGUGAAGGCCAAUGAUUACAGGUACACAUAAUUUACAUGUUAGUGAAGGCCAAUGAUUACAGGUACACAUACUUUACAUGUUGGUGAAGGCCAAUGAUUUUCUAAUGAAGGGUGAAAUUACAUUCUUUGAUCUACGAAUUGGAAUGAUUCCUUGGAAGGUGCUUCCUGAUUGAAAAUGACUUGUCUAUGUGAUUUAUUGUAGCUCAGUUUAAGUCAAUUCUUUAGUUUGUCCAACAUUGCCAUUCUGUUCUAUAAUGUGUGAAGGCACCCCUUGCAAGAAAAACACUUUUUUUUAUUUAUUUUUACUCGAGUGAUAACAGAAGAGUGCAACAAGAAAACACACAAAGCUAUAUAUGACCUCUGGGGUUUUGUUUGGAAGGCAAUCCAUUUGUUAGUCGUUGCUGCUGCCUGAGGCAGGAGUACAUUCUGUUGUCCAAAACAUGGACGUCCCAUGGUAGUGGGAUGCAACACUAGAUCAAGAGGUGAGUAAACAACUUUUGUCAGAUAGUUAUUCAACUAUACCAGAGAAAUACUAGGACUUUGUCUAAACUCUUUGCUUUUUAACUGGUUUUAUGUACAAAACAGUGAUUUUCUGUGUUGGGCUUUUCUUAACUCCUAAAUGUGCCUUCAAGGGGAGAGUAAAUAUCCAUUUUUUUCAUA
Molecule: messenger RNA, 4346 nt
Organism: Oncorhynchus gorbuscha (pink salmon)
Lineage: Eukaryota; Metazoa; Chordata; Actinopteri; Salmoniformes; Salmonidae
Gene: prrc1
Product: proline-rich coiled-coil 1
Exons: 9
Coding region: 335-1675 (446 amino acids)
Biological process (GO): activation of protein kinase A activity
Cellular component (GO): cytoplasm
Molecular function (GO): protein kinase A regulatory subunit binding
Source: RefSeq, a predicted model, not a curated record